AUGGCGGCGGCCGUGGAGAAUGUUGUGAAAGUGCUCGGUGAGCAGUACUAUAAGGAUGCUAUGGAACAGUGCCACAGUUAUAAUGCGCGGCUGUGCGCAGAGAGAAGCAUCCUCAUGCCGUUUUUGGACUCUCAGACUGGGGUGGCUCAGAGUAACUGCUACAUCUGGAUGGAGAAACGACACAGGAGUCCAGGAACAGCACCAGGACAGCUGUACACAUACCCAGCUCGGCGCUGGAGGAAGAAAAGGAGGGCCCAUCCUCCUGAGGACCCUGCCCUGGUCUUCCCCCCUCUAAAAACAGGUAUUUCAUCACAGUUCCUUCCCCUCUGCUCGGAGGUGGAAUUGGGGCUGAAGAAGGAUGUUUUGGGACCACUGGAUGGCAGUAGUCUGGAGGCCUUGUUGAAAGGCGAGCCUGUUGAUAAGAGAGGACCUCCAGAGCUGAAGGGUCCAGAGGAUGACACCAGCCUUGCUGACAUCACAGGCUCCAGUGCAGCUGGAGGUCACAGUGGCUCUACGCGUGUCAGAAAGAGAAUUCUCGAGCCCGAGGACUACCUCGACGAUCUCGACGAUGAAGACUUCGAGGAAGAGACCCCAAAAAGACGCGGCAAAGGCAAAUCCAAGGGUCGCGGCGUCGGGAACGGAAAGAAGAAAAUGGAAGCAGCGGCGGCAGCUUUGGAGGAUCGGGAUAAGCCGUACGCGUGCGACAUCUGUGGGAAGCGCUAUAAGAACAGGCCAGGCCUGAGUUACCACUACACUCAUUCUCACCUGGCCGAUGAGGAGGGUGAGGAUAAAGAGGAGGCUGAGGUACACACUCCUGCUCCGAGAGAGGACAGCAAGACCCCUAAAAAAGGACCCAAUGGCCUGGCCCUGCCUAAUGAUUAUUGUGAUUUCUGCCUGGGCGAUUCUAACAUGAACCAGAAGACAGGCCAGUCAGAGGAGCUGGUGUCCUGCUCAGACUGUGGACGUUCAGGUCACCCGUCCUGUCUGCAGUUCACCGCCGUGAUGAUGGCCGCGGUGAAGACGUACCGUUGGCAGUGUAUCGAGUGCAAGUGCUGUAACAUCUGCGGCACGUCUGAGAACGAUGAUCAGCUCCUGUUCUGUGAUGACUGCGACCGCGGCUACCAUAUGUACUGUCUCACCCCUCCGAUGUCCGAUCCCCCCGAAGGAAGUUGGAGCUGUCAUCUGUGUCUGGCACUACUGAAGGACAAGGCAUCCAUCUACCAGAGCCAGAAUGCUCCUAUGGAAUAAUCCAGACACCUCUGAGAAUGCCCUUACCUUCUGAACUUAUGUUCAUUUUAUU
Molecule: messenger RNA, 1300 nt
Organism: Chanos chanos (milkfish)
Lineage: Eukaryota; Metazoa; Chordata; Actinopteri; Gonorynchiformes; Chanidae
Gene: dpf2l
Product: D4, zinc and double PHD fingers family 2, like
Exons: 11
Coding region: 1-1248 (415 amino acids)
Biological process (GO): nervous system development
Cellular component (GO): nBAF complex
Source: RefSeq, a predicted model, not a curated record